Clarias gariepinus (North African catfish) is the source of this 4196-nucleotide messenger RNA. It is a transcript of the gene zc3h12ab, whose product is annotated as zinc finger CCCH-type containing 12Ab. Gene Ontology annotation, biological process: 3'-UTR-mediated mRNA destabilization; nuclear-transcribed mRNA catabolic process, RNase MRP-dependent. The coding region runs from base 351 to 2195 and encodes 614 amino acids. The record is from RefSeq and is a predicted model, not a curated record. Gene Ontology annotation, cellular component: nucleus; cytoplasmic ribonucleoprotein granule. Lineage: Eukaryota; Metazoa; Chordata; Actinopteri; Siluriformes; Clariidae. Gene Ontology annotation, molecular function: metal ion binding; RNA endonuclease activity; mRNA binding. The transcript is spliced from 6 exons.
GUCCACGUCACACUGGUGUCUCUCCUGAAUGCGGAAACGGCAGCAUUAAAUAAAGAGUGGAAGGAGGAGACUGGAGCAGGGCCGCGCUCUCCUAGAGGGAAAACUUCCUCCUGUGUGUGUGUGUGUGUGUGUGUGAGUGUUACGCAGUGACCCGAGAUGUGACUGGAUACACACUUUAUGCGCACGUUGGUCAGUGAGUGAGUGAGAGAGACAGAGAGAGACAGGAGGAGGAUUCCGGGUCACUAAGAAGACUUUCUAAGACUUUCUCUAGGUGAAAAAGUUUCCUCAAUAAGGAUUGACUCAGAUCCCCUGAACAGAGGUGUGUCGUCUGGAGAAGACCUGUUUUGAGUAUGAGUAUAGGUGCCAGUCUCAUCCCUGCUGCCUUUCCUCUUGAUUUGGAUUCUAACCUUUGGACUGACUUUUGUAGCACCGUGUGUGCUUCCUCCUUCAUUCACCCAGACUUACUUACAUGGGCAUCUUCACGCUGUCCAGCCAAACUGUAUCAUAGAAUGGAGCAAAACCAACCCGAGGAGCAUGCUGACCCGAGCUGUGAGUUUCAGCCUCAACUGGAUCUGUUUAGAAAGUUGGGCUUCUCCGAUGCACAGAUUCAUGCUGUGAUACUCAAGCUGGGCCUCCACACUGACACCGACCGGAUUCUGGGGGAGCUGAUACAAGUGAGAGCGACGGAGACGGGGGAUUCUCUUGGGCCCACAGUGCUAGCUUCGCCUGAUGAAAGCCAGAGGAACAGUCCCAGAGUUUUAUCUCUACCCGCUGAUCAAGAGUACACAACCCAGGACGAAGAUGCCCUCAGGCCGAUAGUGAUAGAUGGCAGCAAUGUAGCGAUGAGUCACGGAAACAAGGAAGUUUUCUCCUGCCUGGGAAUCCAGCUAGCUGUGAAGUACUUCCUGGAUCGAGGGCACACAGAUGUAACAGUGUUUGUGCCUUCCUGGAGGCGGGAGCAGCCUAGGCCAGACGUGCCGAUCACAGAUCAACAAAUUCUCCGUGAGCUGGAACGUAAAAAGAUUCUGGUCUUUACUCCAUCAAGGCGCGUGGCAGGAAAGCGUGUGGUGUGCUACGAUGACCGCUUCAUCGUAAAGCUGGCAUACGAUGUGGAUGGCAUCAUCGUGUCCAAUGAUACCUACCGAGACCUUCAGGGGGAAAAGCCUGAAUGGAAACGCUUCAUAGAGGAGAGGCUGCUCAUGUAUUCCUUCGUCAAUGACAAGUUUAUGCUCCCAGAUGAUCCACUUGGGAGACAUGGGCCUACUUUGGAAAAUUUUCUCCGCAAGAAUCCCCGAGCUGCAAAAAAACUCCCCUGCCCUUACGGUAAGAAGUGCACCUAUGGGAUCAAGUGUAAGUUCAGCCACCCAGAACGUAGCAAGCAAUCCCACCGUUCCUUGGCAGAUGAGUUGCGUGAAAAAGCAAAAGCUCCCUCCUUUUCCCAAAAACCAUCCUCGUCGAGCCCAAACCCGUCCCGAGCAGCCCCUCUGGAGGAGGUGAUGGAGCAAAAGCUCACUCUCAAUCAAAGUGGACCGACGAAGAAGACCCUCACCAGUGAGAACACCCUGGUGGUGAAGAACACACCACAGUCUACUUUAAGAAAGUCCCUUUCUAAGAGAGACUGCUUCAACCAACAUGCCCCAACAAAUCCAGACUGCAUCUCUGCUUCCUUUCAGGAGUACCUGGACUCUGGCCUGGGUUCAUACGAAUGCCAAGGUGAGCACCAGUGUGAAGGGGAGCAAAGGACUCCAUCUAGCGGAAGGUUCCGACAUUAUCCAACCAAUCCAGGUUACCAUCCCCACCACGCCAGUAUGGCUGCGUCCCAAAACCCAAGCAACGUGCCAUACUCUUUUCCUCAGUAUCACUCCUAUGGAGGGGCACCUUACCCGCCAGGGAACUUUCCUCAGUAUAGUGUACCCCAUGAGUACCACCACAGAACUAUGCCCCCUCCUCUUCAUAAUAACUACUGGUCUGAGCCAUACGGACACUUCAGGUCUGUGCCUCCAGGACCUGUGCAGGGUGACAGCACUCCCUGGAACCAUACAAUGCCCGAAAGGGAACAGGUGAGGAAGAAACUGCGAGCUGUUUUUAAUGCCCGUCUUGUGGACAGAGCAAUGGAGAUGUAUCCAAACCUAAUGGACCCUCAGAAACUAGCCAUGGAGAUCAUCAACCUACAGUCAUAUGAAGGGGUUUUGUGACGUUUUCUGCCUUGUGGGCGGCUUGUUAAUGGUUUGUGUGCAUGUAUUGUACAUUUGUACUGACACAGUUGUUACAGUAUGUUUAUGUACAGUGUGAAAACCUUUAAAGGUUUAAGGUUUAAAGUGAUGGAGCAGAUCGAAACAACAUUAAAUAAAGCAGAAACUUAUAUUGGACAUGUACGUAUGUUCAACAACUGGAGCUAUAACCUAUUUUAAAGGUCACAUAUCAUACUCCUGUGUUGAACAUGUUUGUAUAAGUCUUAAAGGUCUCCAAAGUGUAUCUGUUAUGUCCAAGCUGAAACACAACUCAUGUAUUAUGGUAUGCUUGAUUUUCAUUCUGUUUUAUGCAUUUUCCAAACACCUUGUUCAGUGUCUGUAGAAACUGCCCCUAUCUGUAGAAAUUAACUGUAAAAAAAUAUUAGCCCCCUAAUAAGACUCACCCAACAGAACUCUGUGAGGUAUAACAUGGAAGUGAGUAUUUCCUCAUGCAGGAAAUUUAUGCAGGAGAGGCUAAACAUGAUGUCAUAGCUUCAAGAACUAGGGCGAGUAGAAGGCAGUGCUGGAAGUCUUAUAGAAUUUAAUGUUUUGGACUGGGAAGUCAGCAUUAAAAGGCAGGGAAGUUGAGGGAGAGUAAGAUCUAUCUUCAACUUACAGAACUGCUAACCAUGACUGUAUGGAUGUGCCGGAUUAAAAGCAGACAAAGAGUUCGAGACAAAGUGCAAGAUAAGACAAGAUCAGGGAGGGAAGCAUUUAAUGUUUUUUAAGGAAGGCUGGGACCUGAGACCUGCAGUUGGCAGUAAUGUAACCUACUGGAUUCCAACCUUUGUUAAACAACAACGAACAAGAAAAAAAAAGAGAAUUUAUCAAAUCCUUAUAUGAGGGGGCGUGGUGCAGUGGUGGCUCAGGUGGCUAAGGCUCUAGGUGGUUGAUCUGAGGAUCCAGGUUUGAGCCCAGCUGUUGAUGGGUUGCCAAACCCCAUACUACCCAGGCAUUGCAUGCAGUGCUGGUCCCAGUUCCUGUUAGGAAAUGGGAGGGUCGCAUCUGGUGUAAGACCUGUGCCAAGGUGUGUGCAGAUUGUACGGUCCCCUGUGACAACCCCUUGCCAGGGGCAGCUGAAAGACUAGCAGAGAAGAUUUUUUUUUUUUUAUCUCACAUGCUUUUUGUUUGUAUAUACAAACUAGAAGGCUUUUGAAAGACUUAUUGACAUGGGUUCAUUUGGUUUUUGUGUUUCUCAAUGCAGCCACCCAUGAUUUUUUCUGCGUUUAUUUCUAGAUGUUGUUUUUUCAGCACCAUGGCGUUUAAUAAUCUUGUAAUUGGUGUCAUUUUGAAUAUCAACUCUAUGUUUCUUUAUUUAUGUGUUGUGUUAUACAUUUUCUUUCUAUUUUAGGAAUCUUUUAGGCACCUUAAUAAUACACACUGGUUAGAAUUUUUGUGCAGUCUGAAUGUGAUGUUUUGUAAAUGCAUAUAGCUUUUAAUGUGUAACCAGUAAAUAUCUUUUAAGUGCCUAAUGUGGUCUUGUUGGCACCGUGUGCCUGAAACACCAGUGAAAAAUCUGAAAACUACCUAAAACAGGUAAAUGAGUGUACACCCUGUGGGUUCUGGGUAUUUUCCCAUUUUACAUAAAAUAGUCAUAUAGUCACUGUCUGAUAUAACUCACAUAACUUUUCUGAGCCGCUGCACUCUCAAUGUUUAUGCAAAGCAAGACUGACAUGAUUACGAGGACAAAGGAAAGAAAAGCCGCAUCGAAGCGCCGCACCCAUGUUUAAAUGCUUUUGGCAAUACCGAAACAUUAAAAACUAUUUUGAAAGUGCUUUUUUUUUUUUUUUUGUAUGAUUGUUAUUUUACUAUAACGCCUCCCUUUUUAAAGUGCUACAGUUUGUAAGUGUUUAACACAAGACUGUAUGACCUGCUGGCUUUAAACUGUCAUGCAAUAAAGACAAUAUCAUAUAAAACUCAUAGUUUUAUUUCAUUUCAUUCCGUUGUUGUAAUAUCCAGUACUGU